GUAAUGUAGGCGUAGGCUUCCGUACAACAGCUGACACUCAAAAAGCAGGAGGACCGUCUGGCUCCGGAGCAAACAGCUCAGAGGAGGCGCUCCGGCGGUGGUGAAGUUGUGAUCCGGUCGGUGGCGAGUUGUGCGCGCACGGAAACCAGAUCCAACAGAGGCGGCGUGGAUCAGCACCGCCGCUGCUGUGGAAGUACAGAGAGGACCAAGCUGCACGACAUGAAACCUGUUUCGAGUGGACGCUUAUAGUUUGAAGAAGAAAAGUCGCUGCUGCUGCUGCUGCCACAGACGAGGCUCCUGUUUUGCUUUUCAAUUGGACGAUUGUCUUCAGGCAGCUGCUCUUUCAAUGUGGGAUACAGUUUUGGUGCUUUCGCCAGGCUGAAAUCCUCCAGGGUCAGGACCUCCCUCAUGGCAGCCGUGCUCCUCGGGCUGCUGCUCUUUGCGAUGCAGUCUCCCCCCAUCCCCUCCAGGCCCGUGGCGGACGAGGGACCACCUACGACUCCGACCCAGUCGCCCACCGACAACGGGACCACCAGCCACCCGAACGGGACCCUGCAGCAACUUCCCCAGAUCAUAAUCAUCGGCGUGAGGAAGGGGGGGACGCGGGCGCUGAUCGAGAUGCUCAGCCUGCACAGCGCGGUGGCGGCGGCUCAGAACGAGGUGCACUUCUUCGACUGGGAGAGUCACUUUCAGAAGGGCUUGCCUUGGUAUCUGAGCCAGAUGCCCUACGCCUUCCCCGAGCAGCUGACGGUGGAGAAGACGCCGGCCUACUUCACCUCCAGCAAGGUCCCCAAACGCAUCCAUCAGAUGAACCCUGACAUCAAGCUGCUGCUCAUCCUCAGAGACCCCACUGAGCGGGUGCUGUCGGACUACACGCAGGUCUUUUACAACCGCCUCCAGAAGCACAAGCGCUACCAGCCCAUCGAGUCGGUUCUGGUGAAGGACGGCGAGAUCAACCUGGGAUACAAGGCGCUCAACCGCAGCCUGUACUAUGUUCACAUGCAGAACUGGCUGAAAUACUUCCCGCUGGAGAGCAUCCACGUGGUGGACGGGGACGAGUUGAUCAGGGACCCGUUCCCGGAGAUGAAAAAGGUGGAGAGGUUCCUGAAGCUGGAACCGCAGAUAAACGCUUCGAACUUUUACUUCAACAAAACGAAGGGAUUCUACUGUUUGAGAGACCACGGGCGAGAGCGCUGUUUACAUGACUCAAAGGGCAGGGCUCACCCUCACGUGGCGCCCGCCAUCCUGCAGAAACUCUACCACUUCUUUCACGAACCCAACCAGAAGUUCUUUGAGCUGGUGGGUCGAACGUUCAGCUGGAAGUGAAGGACGGCGUGGAGUCGCUCAGGGGACGACGACGACCUCCGUGUGUUCCUCAGUUCCUAACAGUGUAGACGAAGAGACGACGCUAAUGUAAAUCUAAAAACUAAAUCUAUUUUUGUACUAGUACGUUUGUUACAGGUUAAUGAUGGAGCCAAAUAUCAGGGCAGACCACAGUUCACGACGUGCUCCGCGAGUGCAUGUCUCGUUUUGUUCUCCUGCAUCGUCAACAUCUGCGUUUUACUGUCCUGUCGCUGCCGAAGCAGACGACUUUGAUAAAGACAUUCAGACUUUAGACCGUGCCAGUUAAUGUGUUACGCACAGAUAAGUACCAGGAAGUUUAAUAUCGUCAUACCUUCAUGUUAUUAACAUCUAACUGCAUUCAGAGGUCUGAAGGACCUUUUUUUUUACCUGCUGCUAUGAUUUUUUUUCCCUCAGUCACUUUCAGGCUCGAGCCGAACUGAACAUGUGUUACUUUCUUUAUGUAAGAGUCGGUUAUAGAAACGCUCCUCUGUGCACAUCAAACGUUCGCCGAUCAUCACGGUUGUACUGUAAAUAAUUUUUUCUCCCCAAAAAAAAGUGAAGAAUUAAUACCAUAAUAAAGACGUAUUUUUAUUUUUA
This is a messenger RNA of Acanthopagrus latus (yellowfin seabream), 1941 nucleotides long. It is a transcript of the gene hs3st1, whose product is annotated as heparan sulfate (glucosamine) 3-O-sulfotransferase 1. The transcript has 2 exons. NCBI's taxonomy places the organism in Eukaryota, Metazoa, Chordata, Actinopteri, Spariformes, Sparidae. Bases 409 to 1326 code for a protein of 305 amino acids. The record is from RefSeq and is a predicted model, not a curated record. Gene Ontology annotation, molecular function: [heparan sulfate]-glucosamine 3-sulfotransferase activity.